Phodopus roborovskii (desert hamster) is the source of this 3379-nucleotide messenger RNA. RefSeq names its product Ras interacting protein 1 (gene Rasip1). Gene Ontology annotation, biological process: angiogenesis; negative regulation of Rho protein signal transduction; regulation of GTPase activity. Gene Ontology annotation, cellular component: cell-cell junction. The record is from RefSeq and is a predicted model, not a curated record. The transcript has 12 exons. Gene Ontology annotation, molecular function: GTPase binding. NCBI's taxonomy places the organism in Eukaryota, Metazoa, Chordata, Mammalia, Rodentia, Cricetidae. The coding region runs from base 296 to 3172 and encodes 958 amino acids.
UCCCUCUGCAGGGGCCCCAUAAAUGGUGGGCCCAGAAUCAAGGCAUAGGCCAGGGCCCAGCCCUGCCCCAUCUCCUCCCCCAAGGCCUGGUCUCCUCACAGGACGCCCCCUCCCCGCUCUUCCUGCCGGGUUUCCUCUUGCCUUUUCCUGUCCCCCACCCAGUGCUGGGAGCUGGGGCAGAGGAAAACACUUUUCAGAGGGAUUGGGAGUUAACGGAGGCCAACGCCAUCAGGGCCUCCGGGUGCUACAGGACCCGAAGUAGGGGUUUGGGGCCUUACCCUCUUCCCUUAGGGCCAUGCUAUCUGGUGAACGAAAGGAGGGCGGAAGCCCCCGCUUUGGGAAACUUCAUCUCCCAGUGGGCCUGUGGAUCAAUUCCCCAAGGAAGCAGCUAGCCAAACUGGGGCGGCGCUGGCCCAGCGCUGCCUCUGUCAAGUCCUCGUCCUCCGACACGGGGAGCCGCAGCAGCGAGCCCCUGCCGCCGCCGCCGCCGCACGUGGAGCUGCGGCGCGUGGGCGCGGUGAAGGCGGCGGGCGGCGCGUCGGGCAGCCGAGCCAAGCGCAUCUCGCAGCUGUUCCGGGGCUCGGGGGCCGGAGGUGCCGGGGGCCCCGGCACGCCCGGGGGUGCGCAGCGCUGGGCCAGCGAGAAGAAGCUGCCUGAGCUGGCGGCCGGUGUAGCCCCGGAGCCGCCGCUGCCCGCGCGCGCCGCCGUGCCUCCGGGCGUGCUCAAGAUCUUCGCGGCGGGGCUGGCGGCGGGCGCCAACUACAAGAGCGUGCUGGCCACCGAGCGAUCCACCGCGCGCGAGCUGGUGGCAGAGGCGCUGGAGCGCUACGGGCUGGCGGGCGGCCGCGGAGCCGGGGACGGCGGCUGCGUGGACGCCUACGCGCUGUGCGACGCGCUGGGCCGGCCGGCCGCGGGGGGCGGCGGCGGCGAGUGGCGCGCCGAGCACCUGCGCGUGCUGGCCGACGCCGAGCGCCCCCUGCUGGUGCAGGACCUGUGGCGCGCGCGGCCCGGCUGGGCGCGGCGCUUCGAGCUGCGUGGCCGCGAGGAGGCGCGCCGGCUGGAGCAAGAGGCCUUCGGGGCGGCGGACGCCGACGGCACAAACGCCCCAUCUUGGCGAACACAGAAGAAUCGGUCUCGGGCUGCAUCUGGUGGGGCGGCCCUGGCUAGUCCAGGUCCAGGGUCAGGAUCAGGGACCCCCACUGGGUCUGGGGGCAAGGAGCGAUCUGAAAAUUUGUCCCUGCGUCGCAGUGUGUCUGAGCUGAGUCUGCAGGGGCGGAGGCGCCGGCAGGAACGCAGGCAGCAGGCACUUAGCAUGGCUCCUGGGGCAGCUGACACCCAGAUGGCACCAACAGACCCCGGAGACUUCGAUCAGUUGACUCAGUGCCUCAUUCAGGCACCCAGCAACCGUCCCUAUUUCCUUCUGCUCCAGGGCUACCAGGAUGCUCAGGACUUCGUGGUGUACGUGAUGACCCGGGAGCAGCACGUGUUCGGCCGAGGUGGGCCUUCAUCGUCCCGCGGUGGGUCCCCAGCCCCAUAUGUGGACACCUUCCUCAACGCCCCAGACAUACUGCCGCGACACUGCACGGUGCGCGCGGGCCCGGAGCCCCCGGCCAUGGUGCGCCCGUCCCGGGGCGCCCCGGUGACGCACAAUGGCUGUCUUCUACUGCGCGAGGCGGAGCUGCACCCCGGAGACCUGCUGGGCCUGGGAGAGCAUUUCUUGUUUAUGUACAAGGACCCCCGCGCCGGGGGCUCUGGGCCUGCUCGGCCACCUUGGCUACCCGCGCGCCCCGGGGCCGCGCCACCAGGGCCGGGCUGGGCCUUUUCCUGUCGCCUGUGUGGCCGUGGCCUGCAGGAGCGCGGAGAGGCGCUGGCCGCCUACCUGGACGGCCGCGAGCCGGUGCUGAGGUUCAGACCACGAGAGGAAGAGGCACUGCUGGGCGAGAUCGUGCGUGCUGCGGCCUCGGGCGCAGGGGACCUGCCCCCGCUCGGGCCUGCCACUCUGCUGGCGCUCUGUGUGCAGCAUUCGGCGAGGGAGCUGGAGCUGGGCCAUCUACCGCGCCUGCUGGGCCGCCUGGCCCGGCUCAUCAAAGAGGCCGUUUGGGAAAAGAUUAAAGAAAUCGGAGACCGUCAGCCAGAGAACCACCCUGAGGGAGUUCCUGAGGAGCCUCUGACCCCCGAGGCUGUGUCUGUGGAGCUGCGACCACUCCUACUGUGGAUGGCCAACACCACAGAGCUGCUGAGCUUUGUUCAGGAGAAAGUUCUAGAGAUGGAGAAAGAGGCUGACCAGGAGGGCCUGUCCUCAGACCCUCAGCUCUGCAAUGACUUGGAAUUGUGUGAUGAGGCCUUAGCCCUCCUGGAUGAGGUCAUCAUGUGUACCUUCCAGCAGUCUGUCUAUUACCUCACCAAGACUCUUUAUUCAACACUGCCAGCUCUCCUGGACAGUAACCCUUUCACCGCUGGGGCAGAGCUUCCAGGUCCUGGUGCAGAGCUGGAGGCCAUGCCUCCUGGACUCAGGCCUACCCUGGGUGUGUUCCAGGCAGCUCUAGAACUGACCAGCCAGUGUGAGCUGCACCCUGACCUCGUGUCCCAGACUUUUGGCUACUUGUUCUUCUUCUCCAAUGCAUCCCUUCUCAACUCAUUGAUGGAACGAGGUCAAGGCCGACCUUUCUACCAAUGGUCUCGAGCCGUCCAAAUUAGAACCAACUUGGAUCUCGUUUUGGAUUGGUUGCAGGGGGCUGGGCUGGGUGACAUUGCCACCGAGUUCUUCCGGAAACUCUCCAUUGCUGUGAACCUGCUGUGUGUGCCCCGCACCUCCUUGCUCAAGGCUUCUUGGAGCAGCCUAAGGACUGACUACCCAACCCUGACCCCUGCUCAGCUCCACCAUCUCCUCAGCCACUACCAGUUGGGUCCUGGCCGUGGCCCACCUCCAGCCUGGGACCCACCACCUGCAGAGCGAGACGCUGUGGACACAGGGGAUAUCUUUGAAAGUUUUUCUUCGCACCCUCCUCUCAUCCUGCCUUUGGGCAGCUCGCGCCUGCGCCUCACGGGCCUAGUGACAGAUGACGCAUUGCAUCGAGAACUCCGCAGGCUCCGUCGCCUCCUCUGGGAUCUUGAGCAGCAGGAGCUGCCAGCCAAUCACCGCCACGGACCCCCGGUGGCCGCGACUCCUUGAAAACCAACGACAGAAGAACGCGCGAAGCUUGAGACUUCAUCGGUUCUUAUGGUCGCCUCCCUGGGCGCAGAUCAUUCUGGGAGUUGUAGUUUUUCCCGCGUAGACCGCUGGGAGGUUGAGUUGUCUGAUUGGUAGAGGAUGGAACUGUGUGGAGAAGGGCUUGGGAUAUGAAUGCUAAGAAGUAAUAAAAGUAUCUGUGGUAUUGAC